UUCAGUUUCAGUUCAGUUCGCGAUUUUGACUGAUUUUGAUUUGACGUGACGCGACAUAUUUACCAUAAAUACAAAAUCUUUUUAUUAGUGCUCUUAAAUUAUAAAUAUUUAUUAUGGAAGACGUUAAAGAUUUGGAACCUCUAGAGCCGUCUUUGCGCAACAUAAUAGAUCAAAAAUCAUUGCGAUGGAUAUUUGUUGGUGGAAAAGGUGGCGUAGGAAAAACGACGUGCAGUUGUAGUCUAGCCGUUCAAUUGUCCAAGGUUCGAGAGUCCGUGCUAAUUAUUUCAACUGAUCCAGCACAUAAUAUUUCAGAUGCAUUUGACCAAAAGUUUUCAAAGGUACCAACCAAAGUGAAAGGCUUCGACAAUUUAUUUGCAAUGGAAAUUGAUCCUAAUGUGGGAUUAACGGAAUUACCAGAGGAGUAUUUUGAAGGUGAAACUGAGGCUAUGAAGCUUGGUAAAGGUGUGAUGCAAGAGAUAGUCGGAGCUUUCCCGGGUAUUGAUGAAGCUAUGAGUUAUGCUGAGGUUAUGAAACUAGUGAAGGGAAUGAACUUCAGUGCUGUAGUAUUUGAUACUGCUCCUACAGGACACACAUUGCGUCUCCUUUCAUUUCCGCAAGUUGUAGAGAAAGGUCUCGGUAAAUUGAUGAGACUAAAAUCUAAGGUUGCCCCAUUUAUGAACCAGGCUGCAACAUUAUUUGGUCUUGCGGAAUUAAACGCAGACAUGUUUAGCAACAAAAUGGACGAAAUGUUGUCUAUAAUACGUCAAGUGAAUGCCCAGUUCAAGGAUCCUAAUCAGACUACGUUCGUCUGCGUUUGUAUAGCAGAGUUUUUGUCACUGUACGAAACUGAACGUUUGGUGCAAGAACUUACACGUUGUGGUAUUGAUACGCAUAAUAUUAUAGUAAAUCAGUUGCUACUGCGAACUUCAGCUCCAUGUGAGCUAUGCGCAGCGAGGCAUAAAGUACAGGAGAAAUAUUUAGAGCAAAUUACAGAUUUAUAUGAAGAUUUCCAUGUAACUAAAUUACCUUUACUGGAUAAGGAAGUUAGGGGUGCAGCGGCUGUUCAUUCCUUCUCGGAACAUCUGCUUAAACCAUAUGUGCCUCCAACAGGACCUUAAAUAUUGUUUGUUUUGAAUAAGCUAUCAUAAACUGGAAUUCACAAUUGUGGUAUAUCAUCAAAUAUUUACAUAAUCGCUUAUAGCAGUGUACAUAUGUUACAGAAUAGUAUUUUAUACAUUCAAGUGACCAACUUGAAUAUUUCCUGAAAAAUUUAAAUUUGCAACGCUAUGUGUAAAGUAUCUAUUUUUAUUGUAUACUUAUCACAUAUAUUUAAUGUCAUAAAAUUAUAGAUUUUCUAGUUUAAUACUUAGGUGCCUGGGUUUAAAGGAUAUUUUUAAAUUAAUCUAUAGACAUGAUUUUAGACAGUAUGGUAUCCUGAUACAAACAUAUUCCUUGCUGAUUAUUCCCGUUAUUUUGUAAUGUAAUUUACAAUCAACACAUCGGCAGUUAUAGUAUUAUACCGAAAAUUUUAAUAAAUGUAAUAUAUUCCAUAUUUACUGUAAUUAAAUAAUGUUUCAA
Messenger RNA from Papilio polytes (common Mormon), 1578 nucleotides. Its product is annotated as ATPase ASNA1 homolog. Gene Ontology annotation, biological process: post-translational protein targeting to endoplasmic reticulum membrane. The record is from RefSeq and is a predicted model, not a curated record. The coding region runs from base 114 to 1118 and encodes 334 amino acids. Gene Ontology annotation, cellular component: GET complex. Lineage: Eukaryota; Metazoa; Arthropoda; Insecta; Lepidoptera; Papilionidae. Gene Ontology annotation, molecular function: ATP hydrolysis activity; ATP binding. The transcript has 5 exons.